UUGGCCCUUUCAGUACCUACAUACUUUUUUUAACAAGUUCAGCAGUUCUUGGAUGUAAUUUUUCAUGCUGUAAGAGACCGAAGCCUGCAAUCAGAGAAAUUUCAGUAGCGGGACUGCGGGUUGCACUUACCAUCACUGCGCAGAGAGAGACUAAAGAGAUGCAGCAAACAAUGUGGUAUAAGCAGUGCUUGACAGAGGUCUGGGCUGGCUUUGAUGAUUCAGCUAACAACAAAGAUCGCAGUCUCACUCGAGAUGACAGAAUACAUGGUUCAUUGUUGGUGUUGAAUGAAUUACUUCGCUGCAGCAACUGUGAGUGGGAGAGACUUCUAAAACAGUUGCGGCACCUCACUCAUUACCAAACACUAGCUCCGAAAAAGGAUGGCAUGUCAUCGGUAGUGAAGCGACUCCGUGGAGGUCAGGGGUCACUGUCAUCCUCACCUCACACGCCUCUGGAUCUUCUUUCUUCUCUACCAUCCCACUCUAACUCAACCAUAGGGGGUCAAGAGACGACAAUCUUGGAUCAUCCCUGUGAGAGUCGCACCUGUCGUGAGCUCAUUUUAGAGAAGUACGAUGAUAUUUGUACUCAGGUCCUGAAUCAGAGGAGUAGUCGAAGCAUCGUCAUUCAGAGUGCCCUCCUUCAGAUCCUGCCUAGGUUGGCUGCACUUAAUAAAGAAAAAUUCUCUCGGAGGUGAGUUUUUUCUUUGAAAUAUUUGCUCUUCAGUGAAAUAUUUGGUAAAUUCUUAUGGUAUGGGAAAACACUCGGUUUUAUAGAAAUAGCAAGAAAUGUACAAGCUAGUAUGCUAAGUAAAGCUGUCAAGCUCAGGCUUUUAUGUUCAUUGGCCCUUUAUGAUUGCUCUUCACAUACAGUAUAUUAAAUAUCUUUGAUUUCAUUUAGGGUUUGUUUUUAUUUUCAUAAACAUCAAGGAAAAUUAAGUUUAGGACUAACUGCUUAAGGACUGUUGCUUGUAAUUAUUUGCUGAAAAUAGGUUAGAGAGGUUAAUUAUAGUGUCAUUUUAGUUGGAGUGUGGUUGAGCUAAGUGGUGGAACAAGAUAUCUAUAUUAAAAGAAGACCUUUUAUUAUUAAGAUAUUUCACCUUUAAGAAACCUUUAUCAGGUACAGGAAAUAUGUAAAACAUUGAUGUAUGUGUAAUGCUGAAAAGUAAACUGUUAGGUGCAGCUGAGGUGGCAUCAGGUGUAAGAGGGGUCAGGUGAAGGUGAAGUCAAGCACAGGCAAGGCAUACAGCACCUGAGGUCAGGCGAUGUUAGGAGAGGUCUGGACUUGGGGAUCAGGUCCUGGUAUUCUGUGCCUGUGGUGAUACAAAAUUGUUUGUGUGAUUGGUUUUGGCUAUAGAAACAUCCCUGUUUUGUGUGAUGGUAUUAGUAACAUUAAUGGUUGCAGAUUCUAGAUAGAGUGUCUUAUUCUUCUGGUAUAGUAAGUAUGCUUGUCCAGUUCAUGAGACGUUAGUGUGUUGUGCAGUAUGCAUGCAUUCCAGGUGUCCUCGGCUCUGCAAGUGUGUGUGUGUGUGUUCCUGUGAACAUGUGUCCAAAUCUGUGGCUGUUUCACCAAUAUUUAAUCUGUAACACAAAUAACCCUCACAUAGAAGAGAGGAGCUUACGACGACGUUUUGGUCCGACUUGGACCAUUUACAAAGUCACACUAACGAGAAGUAGAGCAGGAAGGGUAUAUAUAGGCAGGAAGUGGUAGUGGUAGUAGUAGUAGUAGUGGAGGUGGAAGGCAGUAGUAGUUUUGGAAGUAAGGAGGAGGAGGAGCCAGUCAAAUACUAAGAAAGGGGAGCAGUGCAAGGGAGCUAGGUGCCCACAGAGGGUAAG
This is a messenger RNA of Cherax quadricarinatus, 1830 nucleotides long. The record is from RefSeq and is a predicted model, not a curated record. Lineage: Eukaryota; Metazoa; Arthropoda; Malacostraca; Decapoda; Parastacidae.